Messenger RNA from Melanotaenia boesemani (Boeseman's rainbowfish), 1126 nucleotides. RefSeq names its product butyrophilin-like protein 1. The transcript is spliced from 4 exons. Gene Ontology annotation, biological process: negative regulation of T cell proliferation; T cell costimulation; positive regulation of T cell proliferation. Gene Ontology annotation, cellular component: external side of plasma membrane. The record is from RefSeq and is a predicted model, not a curated record. The coding region runs from base 669 to 1073 and encodes 134 amino acids. NCBI's taxonomy places the organism in Eukaryota, Metazoa, Chordata, Actinopteri, Atheriniformes, Melanotaeniidae.
CUGCCUGCAGACAGACUCGUUGUUCUUCACAAUGCGCCCAGCCACAGCUGUGUCAUCCACAAACUUCACAAUCAGACCACUCAGAUGUUUCGCUGAGCAGUCGUAUGUGAGCAGGGUGAACAGGAGGGGGCUAACACACAGUCCUGGGGGAGCCAGUGCUGAAGAUGAUGGGCUACCGGAUGCGAGCCAUGACCAGUCUCUCAAAGCACUUGGUGAUAAUCAGGGUGAGGGCUACCAGCCGAUAGCUACCUGAUUCUUGUGGUUUCUCAACCACCAACUUGAUGACAAGUGUUGGAGUAAUGCAUGAAGGUUCGUGUAUGCGCUAACUGUCCCUCACCAGCUGUAGCCAUUCAUGGUCUGAAGGAAACCAUGAAGAAGACUCUGGACCUGAAUGGACUAGAAAGACUAAGAUGGAGCAGACAAACUGGUUUACCUGCACUGUAGUGAACUGGAGGCGGGGCCUGUUCACACAUGGUGGACAGAUGAGUUUCAGCAAGCCUGAAGCAAACUGGAUGAACAGGAGUGAAACUAUGAGGAAGCUGAACGUCCUCUUUCCUCACAAGUCGUCCUAAAGCUGCCUGUGUGGUAAGAAGCUUCUCUGGAGGUGAAGUGUUGCAGAGCUGCUGAUGUCCUGAAGGACUUAAAGUCUCUCUUAGUCUGACAGGAAGAUGAAGAUGUUGCUGGUGAUGGUCCUCCUCCUGCACGUUUCCCAGCAUGCCCUGGCUGGGGUGGUGGAGGUGAAUGAGGGAGCGGAGUUGGUCUUUCUACCUUGCGUAUUCCGUGGUAUUCCAGCUGAAGACAACCUCAGAGUCAUGUGGACUCGCAGCGAUCUCAAUCCUAGAUUUGUCCACCAGAGAGGAGAAGAAGGUGAUCUGGAAGAACAGAACCAGCGUUACAGAGGACGGACGUCAAUGAAACCUGAUGCUUUAGACUCUUCAGACUUCAGUCUCACUCUGAGAAAACCACAUCUGUCUGACAGCAGCAACUACACCUGCUCCUUCACUGAUGGAGUAGAGGAACUGAGAGUCACGGAUGUUGAGCUGAAGGUGAAAGGAGGAGGUGAAGGUGACUGAGGGGGCGGAGUCUGUCAUCCUGCCCUGCAGAACAACACCUGACCUACCCAAAG